AUGCAGCCACAGCCGCUGACGCGAAAAGAAUGGCUCGCGCAGCGAAAAGCGCAACGAACGCUUCGAGAAGAAGACGAGCAAAAUGCCGAAAAUGCUCCCGGAUCGUCAAGUUCGUCGAGCAUCGGGGUAAUUUUUAAAUGUUUCCGUUUAAAAAUUCAAUUUUUACGCAAAACACGGUCUCCAAGUGGCGUUUUCAUAAAUCACGUACUUUUAACCCGGUUUUUUCUGGUCACAGCGAUGAAAAAUGAUAUUUUGACAUGGAAACACAAUAAUUCUCGAUAUUGCAGACGUUUUGGUGCAUUUUCCGCGGAAAUCUGCGACAGAGAAAGAAAAAGGAAAACGAGCAGAGAGAGAGAGAGAAAGCAUGUAUGAUUUGUGUGUAACAAAGUGGUACACAACGUAUAUUAAAAGUCCGGAAGUAACAAAAACCUAGUUGUCGAUUCUUACUUUUCUGCGACGGGUCCAUGUCGAAUCGCUUGACGGCGGUUCGAUUCCGGGUAGAGCGUCUGACGAUCGGUGAAGCGACGGCGGCCGAACAUCCAGACAAACCAACGUAUCCACAUCCGAUCCGGAACCAUACGUCCCUCAGAUUCUCCUUCGCGACCUCCGAAUCCUUCGAAUGCUGGCCUUGAGGGAGAUUCCUCGGUUUCAGAUGUAUGAUGUGUCUUCUCCAGCAGAAUCCGUCCACUUUGACCUUGUAGACGGUGCUUCCGAACUUCUUGAUCACAAUCCCGGCACUCCACGUCGGCUUGAUCGGAUUGCGGAAGUCCUUGAAGUAGACUGCUUUUAUUGAUUCGUUUCAUGUCACGAUUCUUUGUUCUUUUCAUUUGAAUUUCGCCCUGGAGACCGUGAUUUCUUUAAUAAAAGUUCUAUUUCAUUUUUUCAGUCAAUCAGAAGUGUGGACGUCGAAUUGCGAAGGAAUGAGCGGUGGGAAAAGGUUUAUUUUACUUUUUUUUUCCUACAAAUUUGAUUUCAUCACCGAAAAUCCAAUAAAUCGCCCUCAAAGUCAACAUUUUAGGCCAAAAUUUACGGCCGUUUGAUGAGAAUCCGAGAAAAACUCGAGAUCCGACCCUAUUUUAAUGAGAUUUGGUGACUUUUCACCGGGAAAACUAGGCCACGCCCCUUUUUAGUAUAAAAAAGGCUUUCAAGUGAUUUUCCUCAAAAAUCACAAUGAUAACACCGCCGAACAGUCCGAAUUUUGGCACUUUUUUUCUCGAUUGGCAGGUUUGUGCAAUUCUUCGACUCGAAUAUUCAAUAAAUGUAUUUUCGCUCUAAAAAAAACCCGACCACAUUUUUUUUUUUUUUGAAUUCAUGAGCUGCACACCCAUUUUCGAAAGGCCCGUAAUCUUUUAUCGCUGCACCGUCAAGUACCCAAUUUGCACAUUUACGCACGGUAUUCCACGCCAAAAACGCACAUUUUCCCAGCAAUAACCAUAAACGACCGCUCGGACACUCGUUUCGAAAAGUGCGUGGGCGGCUGGCCGAAAAAACGUACCGAAUCGCCGUUUUUUGUCGUUUUUUGGCCUAAAAGCGGAAAAAACAAAGUUUCUAAACUUUUACACUUUGUACACCUCCAAAAACAUACAAAAAAAACGGUCUCGUACACUUUUUUCGAAUUUUAGUCAACAUCCGUGUCAGAAGUGUACAAAACAUUGCACUUUUCUUCCCCUUUCCCCGAAAAAUCGAAAAUGUCUAUGGAUUGUUCUGGAAAAACGCUCGCCACAAUGCUUUUCACUUCUACACUGAAUGAAAAGUGUUCUGAGACUUUAUUCGAUCAGAUUCUCGAUGAAUCAUCUAUAAGAAAAGUAUGACGGUACUUUUCGAAAAGUAGAAAUCAUAACAAGUGUACUUUUCCCGAAAGCUACUUCAAAAGUACAAAAAGUACGGGUUUUGUGCUCCGAGAAACGGAUUCCCUCGGGUAAUUCCGACGACUAAUGAGCGAAAUCGUGUGAUUGAGUGAUAAAAGUCGACUUUUGGCACUCAUUUUAUCACGAGCUUUGGCGGAUAGAAUUUUCUCGAAUUUCUUGGCAUUUUUGACUAAAAAUCUGGCUAAAAAGCGUACUCGCUUCAAAAUGAAAAUUGUGCGCAUAACGACAAUCUCGAUGAGUUCUACAAAUGUGACAACGUGCGGGCCGGCCUAGAAUGUGUUUUUUUUGCCACUUUUUGCCGGCCCGCAUGUUGUCACGUUUGUCGAACUCGUCGUUCUACGCACAACUUUCAUUUUGAAGCGAGUUAUGCGCCGGCCCGUUUGCAAGUACAAACCACGUUUUAGGCCAGAGAAGCUCGGCAAAAGAAAAUGUUGGAGUGCGGAUUGUGCUGCGAACUCGUGCCGAAGAGCUUCUUUCGCCGGCUCACCAACUGCCAGCACGUCUAUUGUCGGCUGUGUCUGCAGAAGGUAUAUUUUUUGUCCGAUUUUUUUUUCUAUCACUGAAAAAAUGCCAUUUUGUUUGCAGCACAUCACGUUCGCGAUUCACGAAAGUCGCAUCGAAGUGCCGUGUCCGGGAUGCUCGGCCCAUAUCCAUCCGAACGAUGUCAAGUAGGCGCCAAGCAGUUGAAAACUGUACACAUUUUCAACGAUUUUCAGACUCUACUGCGUUCAAGACGACGAAUUGUACGCGAAAUACGAGAGAUUCAGCCUCCGGGCGGGCCUCCUCAAAAUUCCCGACUCGAGAUGGUGCCCGGCACCGGAUUGCGGGUAAAAAAUGUUUUUUUUUUGUUGUUGCCUGAGUUACAAAUAAAGGGAAAAUCUAGAAGACUAAAUUCUGCAAUUUCCAGAUUCGCGGUAAUCGUGCCGAACGGAUCGAAAUGCCCGAAAAUCAAGUGCCAGCGGCCGGAAUGCGGCACCGAAUUCUGCUUCGAUUGCAAAAAAGAGUGGCAUCCGAAGAGGACGUGCCAGAAUACGGCGGAUCUCGUCAAACGAGGCCUGAAACUGGGCAGAGAAGGUUGGUGCUCAUUGAGCCACCCUUUAGACAUUUCUCUCGGCGCUUCCUUAACGCACUUCCCUGGGUUUUACUUUCAUUUUUGCAGGAAACGCGGAGAUGCGUGCGUGUCCGCGGUGCCGCACUCUGAUUGUGAAGGAGAACGACGGCUCGUGCAACCACAUGCACUGCACAAUGUGCGGCGCCGAGUUCUGCUGGCUGUGCCUCAAAGAGAUCACCGAUUUGCACUACAUGUCGCCCACCGGCUGCACGUUUUGGGGAAAACGGCAGUGGAGCGGCAAGAAGAAGCUGCUCGUGCAGUUGGGUACGUUUUGAGCGUCGAAAGGUGCAUCUAGAACGUCUGUUGUGGCCAGAGAUCUAGGAAAAAUAGUUUACAACUCGAAAAGUAAAGUGUGUGAAUAGCAUAUUCUCUCCAGGAACCCUGCUCGGAUCGCCGGUGAUCAUCGCGGCGACGGCGAUCGUGUCGGUGCCGCUGAUCGUGGGCCUCGUGCCGUACCAAGUCGGCAGAAAAGUGUACAAACGGAUGAAGAACAAGUCGAAGGCGAAGAGAGUCGUGGCGACGGCCGCCGCGGUCACCGGAUCCGCCAUCGUCUCGCCCGCCAUCGCCGGAUUCGCUGUCGGUGAGCAUUUUUCGCGUUUUUCCUGCAGAAAAAAUCGAUAAUUUUUUGCAGCCGUCGGUGUGCCCUUCGCCUUUGGCUACACGUACAUAAUGGUGCCAAAAGCGCUGAUCCACGACGCCAUCGAUUACAUGCAAAAGAGAAAAGUGGGACCGGAACCGGUGGCACCAGAAGAACCCGAAAAUCGGCCACAAAUCGACGUCGUCGUCGUCGUGCAAAACGAACCGGAAAUCGCAAAAAUCGCCGAAGACGUCAACGUGGACGGAUCGGCGCCGGGACCGUCGAAUUCCGCGACGUCUUCCGACUAUUCCGAAGAUUUCUCGACCGUCUCCAACUCGGAAUAA
Molecule: messenger RNA, 3900 nt
Organism: Caenorhabditis sp. 36 PRJEB53466
Lineage: Eukaryota; Metazoa; Nematoda; Chromadorea; Rhabditida; Rhabditidae
Source: the annotation of a GenBank genome assembly